AUAGCUGUAUGGAAUUGACAGACCCACUGUGCUGGCAGCGUGCGUGCCACUGCCCGCGAAGGGAAGAAGACGAGCGAGGUGCUGUGUGCUGAUUUCUCCUUCUCUAUCUCACCAUAUCAAACUCAUCUCACAAUGCCUGUAAAUCAUACAUUUCAAGGAGGGAAAGCCUUUGGAUUAUUUAAAGCUCAACAAAGGGAGAGAUGCGAGGAAAUAAACAAGCAACGUUGUUUUUGUUCACCGGCUGGGAUCCAAUCCAUUGUCCUGGGUGGUGGGCAAAACAAAGGAUCCGCUUCGGGAAAGUCGUAUUCCUGGUCGUAAUGAUGGAAUACAUGGAAGACCAGAAAUACCGGGAUGAGGAGGACCUCCUGGAAAAACUGGAUUCUUUUAAAAACAAAUAUGCAGAGUUUGACCUGAACGACCAGGGAGAGAUUGAUAUGAUGGGUCUGAAGAGGAUGAUGGAGAAGCUGGGUGUUCCUAAGACCCACCUGGAGAUGAAGAAGAUGAUCUCUGAGGUGACCGAAGGCAUCAGCGACAGCAUCAACUACAGAGACUUUGUCAAGAUGAUGCUGGGCAAGCGCUCGGCCGUUCUCAAACUGGUGAUGAUUUUCGAGGACAAGGCUAACGGGGCCAUCUGUAAGCCUGAUGGUCCUCCACCCAAACGGGACAUAGCCAGCCUGCCAUAGACCCAGGACAUCCUGAGCCUCUAGACUAUAUCACCAUUCUAGGACCCUACCAAGGCUCCUGCCCUCAGCCAGGGACGUGUACAUAGCCUUAUCAACUCCCCACCUCAGGAUGUGCACACGUCCCAGAA
Molecule: messenger RNA, 811 nt
Organism: Oncorhynchus gorbuscha (pink salmon)
Lineage: Eukaryota; Metazoa; Chordata; Actinopteri; Salmoniformes; Salmonidae
Product: allograft inflammatory factor 1-like
Exons: 7
Coding region: 201-683 (160 amino acids)
Biological process (GO): actin filament bundle assembly; ruffle assembly
Cellular component (GO): actin filament; ruffle membrane
Molecular function (GO): calcium ion binding; actin filament binding
Source: RefSeq, a predicted model, not a curated record